Triplophysa dalaica is the source of this 3392-nucleotide messenger RNA. It is a transcript of the gene cyp2r1, whose product is annotated as vitamin D 25-hydroxylase. Gene Ontology annotation, biological process: xenobiotic metabolic process. The record is from RefSeq and is a predicted model, not a curated record. Gene Ontology annotation, molecular function: iron ion binding; heme binding; oxidoreductase activity, acting on paired donors, with incorporation or reduction of molecular oxygen, reduced flavin or flavoprotein as one donor, and incorporation of one atom of oxygen. The transcript is spliced from 5 exons. The coding region runs from base 1212 to 2732 and encodes 506 amino acids. NCBI's taxonomy places the organism in Eukaryota, Metazoa, Chordata, Actinopteri, Cypriniformes, Nemacheilidae. Gene Ontology annotation, cellular component: intracellular membrane-bounded organelle; cytoplasm.
AAUCUUUAAACAGAUCCUCUGAGAACUGUUGGCUUUAUCUAUUUAUACAAGUAGAAGGCACAGUAGAUAAUAAAUCCCGAGACACUGUGGUGUGUAAUGAAGCAUCAUUGUAGUGGGGUAUUUAAACUCUUUGAUUUAUGAAAGAUUAAUGUGAGAUUAGUUACAACCUGGACACAUCUGAUAAGAGUGAAGAAAAACCCACCUGAAGACGGAGUUGGUUUGUUUCUCACAUUGUGCAAAGACAUUCAUUUUGUUUUCCUACCUAAUAUGCUCUUCACCAUUUCCCACAAUGCAUAAAAACAUGCUCAUGCAAUUAUUAAAGGUAGCCGAACAGAUAUAAGGGUCGCUUUGCCGGCCUACUGUGAGCUGCUGUUCAAUGAUAAAAAUUCCUGUUCACAUUACAUAUAAAGUAAAUCUUUUUUUACGAAUAAUCUAUUUUAAUAUUCCCUUGAUGAUGUCAUUUUAUAGAUAUAUGCUUUAUUUAUUCACGCAGAAAACACUGAUUUCAUUUAAAAAUGCUCGCCAUUAAAGAUAAUACAAUAAUUUACAUUGACUAAUUAAAACUAUAUGAAUACAAAGUGAACCGUAACGUAAUAAAUUCUGCGAGUUCGAGGUGUCACUGCUUGGUUAAAAUAGCAGGACGGACGGAAUGCUGCUUCUUUUCUUUCAGCAGGGGUGGAGGGGUUUCAAAUCAUAAGGUCAAAGUUUGUUGCACAGCAGAUUUUGCAGAGCAACACAAAGGUUUGACCAAAAAACAAGAAAAAUGUAUGGCCCAGGCAGACGAUUCUUUUGCAACAUACCAUUUCUCUCAAUAUUGUAAUCCUGUUUAAAACAUUUAAUACAUCACAACUUAAGCAUCUAAAUGUCUCCUAUUUUAUAGUCCUUUUAUUGUUUGUACUUGCGUCCAAAAUCGCAUACGCCCUGUCAAGACGGGCUUUUACGAAACGCAACUGUCACCGCAUCUCCGAGAAAAAAAAACUGCGUGAUUCUCGCGAAUAAUCGCUAAUAAUCAAGCACAAUGCGAGUUCAUCCAAACCGACACCCCCCCCCAGUCUAGCCAAUCUUAGCCAUUGAGAGGCGGGGGAUAAAGAGCAACAUGUGCAAGAUGAUCCCCUAGCGCUCGCUCUCUCUCUGACGGACAAAACGGAGAUGUGGAGACUUCUCACAAAGUAGCAUAUUUUGCAGAUCAUCCCAGAGUGUCAAACUUUAAAAUGGUAUCUAUUAAUCGGGUCACAUCACUGUUGUCUUUGUCCCGGGAGCAAAAUCUCUUUUGUUUGUGUAGUUUGUUCACGACACUCUUCGCUUUUAUGGUGAUUCGCCAGCUCUUAAAGCAGCGGAGACCCCGAGGGUUUCCCCCCGGACCGACACCUUUACCCAUUAUAGGGAAUAUACUGUCCAUAGCCACAGAGCCUCACGUCUACAUGAAGAGGCAGAGUGAAAUCCACGGACAGAUUUUUAGUCUCGAUUUGGGAGGGAUCUCAACUGUUAUCCUAAAUGGUUAUGAUGCUAUUAAAGAGUGCCUGUAUUACCAGAGUGAGGUUUUUGCAGACCGGCCAUCCCUCCCUUUAUUUCAGAAGAUGACAAAAAUGGGAGGACUUCUGAACUGCAAAUACGGUCGCGGUUGGAUCGAACACCACAAGCUAGCCGUGAACUGCUUUCGUUACUUUGGCAGUGGUCAGCGGAUGUUCGAGCGGAUUUCUGAGGAGAGCCUGUUCUUUUUAGACGCCAUUGAAAAGCACAGGGGAAAACCGUUUAACCCUAAACAUCUUGUUACGAAUGCUGUAUCCAACAUCACCAACCACAUUAUCUUUGGGCAGCGUUUCUCUUAUGACGACAGCGAUUUUCAGCACAUGAUUGAGAUCUUCAGCGAGAACGUUGAGCUGGCCGCCAGCGGCUGGGCCUUCAUGUACAACGCCUUCCCAUGGAUGGAGUACCUGCCCUUUGGGAAGCAUCAAAAGCUCUUUCGCAAUGCCAACAAGGUGUACGACUUCCUUCUGCAAAUCGUCAAGCGCUUCUCACAGGAGAGGGUCACCCAGUCGCCACGACAUUACAUCGAUGCCUACUUGGAUGAGGUGGAGCAGAGUGCCACUGAUACGGCAACAUCUUUUUCUCAAGAUAAUCUCAUUUUCUCGGUUGGAGAACUCAUCAUUGCAGGCACAGAGACCACUACAAAUUGUCUACGCUGGGCGAUGCUCUACAUGGCUCUGUAUCCCAGGAUACAAGAAAAGGUCCAAAGGGAGAUCGAUUGUGUCCUGAAUGGCAGGCCACCUGCAUUUGAAGACCGGCAGAGGAUGCCCUACGUGGAAGCAGUGCUGCAUGAAAUCCUACGCCUUUGCAAUAUUGUCCCACUGGGUAUCUUUCGCGCUACCUCUCAAGAUGCAGUGGUGCGUGACUAUACUAUUCCCAAAGGCACCAUGGUCAUCACUAACCUGUACUCUGUGCAUUUCGAUGAGAAGUACUGGAGUGACCCAUCCAUCUUCUGCCCAGAGAGGUUCCUUGACAAUAACGGCAGAUUUGUUAGGCAUGAGGCAUUUCUACCGUUCUCAAUAGGCAAACGUCACUGUCUCGGGGAGCAGUUGGCCAGAUUGGAGAUGUUCUUAUUCUUCACCACGUUGCUUCAGAGGUUCCACCUCCAGUUCACUGAGGGCUUUAUUCCAAGUCUUUCCCCAAAACUAGGCAUGACUCUGCAACCUCGGCCCUACUCCAUAUGUGCCAUGAGGAGACAGCAGUAAACCUUCCCACAUGAGCCCUCGGGGAGCCUACUUAGAAGCGCAAAUUCCCUGUCUUAAAAUCCAUCAGGUUUUCAGCGGGCAAUACUGACCUCUGAUAUUGACUCCUUAAAUUCUCAGAAUGUGUCCUCCAUAGUUUCAUAGAACGCAGCUUGGGUGUGAUAAGGGUACUGUUAAAGAAUACACGGUAUGGAGAACACGUGUGUGGCGAACGAGAAAGUACAGGGCACGUAUCUUUCAUAAAUUGAUGUGAAAGAUGUGUAAUGCGUGGCGAGCCGAACGUUGUGCUAGUCAAUAUGAGAUGAAUAUUAUGUUAAUAAUUGAUAAGAUUCAACUCUGUUACAGUUUGGAGCGCUGUCAUUUUUAACAUUCCUUGAAUUCCUCUAUUUCUGGAGUUAAAUGAGAGGACCAAAGUUGCCUUUCCAAGAACCUUUCAGAAACAUUUAUGACUCCCAUUGGCUAAAAGCCAUAUUUCAGUACUGAACUAACAAUGGCCCUGUCUUUAGUUAAUCUCAGUGGAACAUUUAUCAUGAAACUUCUGUGGAAGAUAAUGGUGCUAUUCUCAAGAGCUGAACUCCAAUAUACUUAAACAAGUACAAUGUAUUUUUUGCUUUUAACUAUAUCUGUGUAAACGCUUGUUAUAAAAAAGUUAAAAACCUACCA